Ostertagia ostertagi is the source of this 243-nucleotide messenger RNA. NCBI's taxonomy places the organism in Eukaryota, Metazoa, Nematoda, Chromadorea, Rhabditida, Trichostrongylidae. The record is from the annotation of a GenBank genome assembly.
AUGGCAGCUCCAACUGUGACAAGUGCAGAUCAACAGCUCAUCAACAAAUUUGCUCGGUUACAUCAGAAUUUCUCCCAAAUCAAGGAAGAAAUCAAAGAGCUUUCAAAUGACUUACUGAACAUUAACGAAGCUGCAGACGAAAUCAUGCUGUUGGACCCCGAAGACAGCGACUCGAUCCCCUUUAAGAUUGGACAAACAUUCGUUCACUUCGAUAGUGUGAGUGUUUUAUUGAAGUUCUUGUAG